Molecule: messenger RNA, 3098 nt
Organism: Zalophus californianus (California sea lion)
Lineage: Eukaryota; Metazoa; Chordata; Mammalia; Carnivora; Otariidae
Gene: GOLPH3L
Product: golgi phosphoprotein 3 like
Exons: 6
Coding region: 338-1195 (285 amino acids)
Biological process (GO): Golgi vesicle budding; Golgi to plasma membrane protein transport; Golgi organization
Cellular component (GO): trans-Golgi network; Golgi cisterna; cytosol
Molecular function (GO): phosphatidylinositol-4-phosphate binding
Source: RefSeq, a predicted model, not a curated record
CUGAGGAAGCUGAUGUGUUAUUCCUUCUCUGCAUCGAAGGAUCAGGAAGUUUGUGCUCUCUGCGUGGCUGAGAAGUUUUUUUACCUACUAGGACGGGGUUGGGGGAGGGACGUGGGGGAACAGGUGUCCCCCUAAAAUAGAGCGCAAGCUGCUGCCUGUGUCCAGCCGUAACCCAGGAGUAACGUCAGUUACAACGCUAAAGACAUUGUGCUAGUUGCUAUGGAGACUAUAAAAACCCAAGAAGACACUAUCCCUGCCCUCAAGAAGUUUACAGUUGAGAGACAGCCAUACCAAAAGAAAGACUAUAAUAAAUACUAUAAAGGAUAAACAGGUGAGAAUGACCACUUUAACUCACCGGGCCCGUCGCACUGAAGUAGGCAAGAACUCUGAAAAGAAAGUGGAAAGUGAGGAAGACACUAAUCAAGACAGGAGUCCAGACCAUGAAGACUUUAGUGACUCUAAGGAUAUUCGCCUCACCCUUAUGGAAGAAGUAUUGCUCCUGGGACUAAAAGAUAAAGAGGGUUACACAUCUUUCUGGAAUGACUGCAUAUCAUCUGGCCUGCGAGGGGGUAUCCUGAUAGAGCUGGCGAUGCGGGGUCGAAUCUAUCUGGAACCCCCCACGAUGCGUAAGAAGCGACUACUGGACAGAAAGGUACUGCUAAAGUCAGAUAGCCCAACAGGGGAUGUUUUACUGGAUGAAACUCUCAAACACAUCAAAGCAACUGAACCCACAGAAACCGUCCAGACAUGGAUAGAGCUACUCACAGGUGAGACCUGGAACCCCUUCAAAUUACAGUACCAGCUGAGAAAUGUAAGAGAGCGAAUUGCAAAGAACCUAGUAGAAAAGGGUAUUCUAACCACUGAGAAGCAGAAUUUCCUCCUAUUUGAUAUGACUACUCAUCCAGUGACCAAUACAACAGAGAAACAACGACUAGUCAAAAAACUUCAAGAUAGUGUCCUAGAGCGGUGGGUAAAUGACCCUCAGCGUAUGGACAAGCGAACACUAGCACUCCUGGUGCUAGCCCACUCCUCUGACGUGCUAGAGAAUGUCUUCUCCUCACUGACAGAUGACAAGUAUGAUGUGGCAAUGAAUCGAGCCAAGGAUCUAGUAGAACUGGACCCUGAAGUGGAGGGGACAAAGCACAGUGCCACAGAGAUGAUCUGGGCUGUGCUGGCAGCCUUCAAUAAAUCCUAAAGCCAGUGGGUGGGUUUCUCCUUUUCCCCUGCCGGCUGGUGACUGUCAGAGACACCACACUGAGUUUUGUGUGAUGAGAUGUUUUUCAUCAUUUUUUUCCUUCUCUUGAAUCAGAUUUGUGAUUUGGGGAGAGCAGCUUCAGGGCUUCUCCAUAAACUUUGGCCAUUGUAAACAGACUAUUUCUCCUUAUUUUUCCACUACAGAGGUGAAUAAACUAGGUGAACCCACACACACCCAACAGGCACCAUUUUUUCUCAUUUCUUGGUUUACUUCCACCCAGUGUGCUUUUGGAUAAGCAGGAAUAUCUAAGUGGGAUUUGAAGUUCUCCAGUCAGAAAAUGUGAGUGAGAUAUAGAGCAAACCAUUUAUUAAGUUUUUUAAAAUUUGUUUUCUAUCUUUUUUUUUUUUUUAAGUAGGUUCCACGCUCAACGUGGGGCUUACUCAUGACCCCAAGGUUAAGAGUCACAUACUCUAUGGACUGAGCCAGCCAGGCGGCCCCUAUUUUCUACCUUAAAUACAUGUUUUCACAGUCUUUGUCUCUCAGACUCUACUAAGUAAUGUAGUUAUUGAAAUAACUGUUUCUUUGAAUAAGGGGCAGUGGAAACAAAACUAAUUUUUGGAGCAGAUGGUCUCUGGGAUUGUAUGUCCCACUAAUGAUUUUUUCUUCUUUCCUUUUCUAACCUAAUGAAAAGAUUGCAAACUUGAUUGCCUGGUUCUCACAGCCCUAGAAUCAGAAAUAUAUUCUAUACUCUCUCUUAGCAUUAUCCUACCCCUUCAUUCAUUAGGACAAAAGUCUGAAUGAAAAAAAAAAUGUAUCAACCAUGUCCUUCAGCCUUUAGUUAUAUGAUUUAUAAGGGAGGGAGGUAGCAUGAGAAUUUCCACUCAUUAGCACAUGACUGUCCUGAUUCCUCCAGAUAGACUCUACAUGUCUCUGAAUUGAGGGAGUUAUAAAUUUCAGUUGCUGAGUAGCAGCAUCCUGAGUCCAGUCUAUCUAAACUCCAGAAGUUCUUGUUCCCUAUCUUCGACUUGCUUCAUAAAUUGAUAGAUUCUGUCUAUAUUUAAGGGUUGUAGGAGUAUUUUUGUCUACAUUUAAUUCACAGUUACCCUCCUAGUCAUUAGUCUUGUUUCAACACAACCAUCUAUCUACCCAAAUCUCUAAAAAGUUUCAAUUUUUUCAAUUCAAUAGUGAGUGCAAAGAGAAGAUUAAGAUAAAUCCUAUUUAGAAGAGCAAUUUGGUGUCAAAAGCAUGCUGAUAUAAAGUCUAGUGUUUGGGAAUAUAAAGAGGACAGGCACCAAGUUGUGCUAAGGUCUAGCAUUUAUUAUGCUAAUAUUUUUUAAGGGAGCAUGCUUCGUGACCAUUACAGAGAAACAGGUUGUCAGAGAGCUAAUACAGACAACCCAGACCUGAUACCAGAUAUUCAGUAAUUACAAGAAUGAUUGUAACUUUGAUUUCCUACCGCAAACCUGUUUAGCCCCACAAAAUUCCCCAACUCAAUUAACUCAAUUAAGUUUUUCACUUCAGGUAUUGCUUAUGUGACUAGAGAUACAAAUUUUUGUGUGAAAUGAAUUCUAAAUGUGAGCCCGAGUAGAGUUUCAGUCUGGCUCUCUGAAAGUACAAAAACCAGUCCAUGUGUUGUAUCUACCUGACUUAGUUUUCCUUUCCAUUUGAACAAUUCAGCAGGAAUUGAAACCAGGUUUUCCUGUGGAAAGUAUCAGCUUGAUUGGGGGAAUGGGGGGCAGAAGUUGAGUUGAGUUCUUUCUUGCAACUCUUGGUCAGUGUUUAUUUUUAUAUUGUAUCUCAAUGAGGAUUUCUUCAGUUUGAAUCUGUAUUCACUGCAAAACACCUUCUCCUUUAAUGCAUAUGGCCUUCACAUUUCUGUACAAUAAAUAUCAAUUUUUGGUUC